AUGUUAUUGAAGACGACGGCGCUGACGACGCUGCUUCUGGUAGCGAAAAAGGGUAUGUCUAGUCCGGCGCACACGCCGAACAGUUUGUCAAGCAUACCGGAUGAGACAGACCUUGGCUGGACAGGGCGGAUAGAAGAAGACGGCGAACUCAAGUCAUUCACAGGAUCAAGUUUACAACAUAUCGAAGCGCAAAUCCUCGAGAUUCAGCCAGAUUUCACCUGGUCGCGCGACAUCGAGCCAGCAAAUUCGCGAGUGGAAGGCGAUAUCAUUUGCGACAUAUCGUGGAAACCAUCCUUUGCCUCCGUCUUCCAUAUCCGCCAGGGGAUUUCAUAUCUCCACAAGAUCCACGGCGAUUGCGUCAACGGUCCGGGGCCGGGCAACUGUUCUCGCGUCUCGUGCUCGUAUAAUUCCGGCAUCUGGUUCUGCAACGAUAAUCCGCAGCCGAUGUCCGUGCCCUGCAGCACGUUCGGGGACCGCGCUUGGGACAUCAUCGAAAAGUGCUACGCAUAUGGAGACUUCCCUAACGAUUCCGUGCACGGACAAGUUUUUGACAAAGAUGGAUGGAACGUGAUCGUUGCCGGUGCGGAUUGCUAA
This is a messenger RNA of Xylaria bambusicola, 594 nucleotides long. RefSeq lists its product as uncharacterized. Bases 1 to 594 code for a protein of 197 amino acids. The record is from RefSeq and is a predicted model, not a curated record. The transcript has 4 exons. NCBI's taxonomy places the organism in Eukaryota, Fungi, Ascomycota, Sordariomycetes, Xylariales, Xylariaceae.